CAUUAGCGAGAUCGUUUCAGGGGACGCCCCCCGUGGCGAUUGAAAAGUGAGAGUUGAUCGGCAGAAAGGCGGAGAUAGAUAUUUUCAAACAGUUUUUAUUGAAGCUUCGUAGCUAGCGGACGUGUCCAGCUACGAUCUCGCCCAGAGAACAGAGCCAAAAUGAAUGUGUCAAUUUUUGUACUAAUUGUGGGUGUCGUCUGCUUGGGGGCUGCGUCAGCAGCGCCUCAGUUGAGACAACGGAACGAGAAGCAGGUCCAGACGGUCGAGGAUGAGUUCCCAUACAAGGGGGCCACCAUUGAGGAAGUGGUUGUGGAGUCUGCGCUGUACAUCAAGCCCAAGGCUACACAGCAGAUGAGACGCGUACGUUCGGCAGAUUCAGCGGAUUCCCCCCUCCAAGGCAUCUAUGCGACCCACAAGCGGGUGAAGCGUGGCCGGAGAGGCGGUGCCACGCAGGUAGGCACCUCAGCAGGAGCUGGGGGAACUAAUGCCGGUGUUGUUGUCGGCGCCGGACCCGAUGGCGGCAAUGCCAAUGCCAAUGUCCAGCUGAAUCCGUUCGGUCCUCUCGGCCCCAGCGGCUUCAACCAGGAACAGGCUGCCUCCAACGGCGCUGCCCACAGCAACUACAACAACGGAUUCAAUGCCGGCUCCUCGGCGGCCGAUGCCCAGGCCCAGGGAUUCCAGUCGCAGACCGCUAAUGGCUCCUUCGGCGCCUCCUCCGCCAGCACAGCCACCCAGUCGCAGAACAUCAGUCCAUUCGGCAGCAACAAUGCCGCUGGAGCUUCCCUGAGUCAGGUCUACAAGCUGCCGAACGGCCAGACGAUCAACUUCAGUUCCACCAAUAGCUUUGCCAACAACGGGGCCAAUAAGGGGAGCAGUCACGGCGCAGCAGUGUCUGUGAGCCGCUAAUCGCUCGACAGCUGGGGAUCAAAAUCCAAUAUUCAGAUUUUUAUUUUCAGUGUGCAAAUAAACACUAAUUUUCGAAUGAAAUU
Drosophila miranda is the source of this 989-nucleotide messenger RNA. RefSeq lists its product as uncharacterized. The transcript is spliced from 2 exons. The record is from RefSeq and is a predicted model, not a curated record. The coding region runs from base 160 to 906 and encodes 248 amino acids. Lineage: Eukaryota; Metazoa; Arthropoda; Insecta; Diptera; Drosophilidae.